AACUCCAAAAACAACAGAUUCAAACACUUUCAAAAUUCAAAACCCAUUCCCCCUCUCCCUCUUUAUCUCACUUUCUCUCAAACCCUAACUUCGAUCACCGUUAAUUUCAAAUGGCGGCGGCGGUGCCACCAGUCACCGGAACGGAACUCACAAGUCCUCCCACCGACGGCAUAUCCAACCUCCGUUUCUCUCAUCAUUCUGAUCAUCUCCUUGUUUCUUCCUGGGAUAAGCGUGUUCGACUAUAUGAUGCAAGUGCAAAUGUGUUAAGAGGAGAGUUUUUGCAUGGUGGUCCAGUUCUUGAUUGCUGUUUUCAUGAUGAUACCUCUGGUUUUAGUGCCAGUGGUGAUAAUACUGUCAGAAGGCUUGUUUUUGACCACGAAAGGGAGGACAUUUUGGGACGACAUGAUGCACCGGUUCGCUGCAUUGAGUACUCUUAUGCAACUGGACAAGUGAUUAGCGGAAGUUGGGACAAAACUCUCAAAUGUUGGGAUCCAAGGGGUGCAAGUGCACAGGAGCGUGCUCUUGUAGGAACAUAUACUCAACCAGAACGUGUUUACUCAAUAUCACUCGUUGGAAAUCGUGUAGUUGUUGCGACUGCUGGGCGUCAUGUUAAUGUAUAUGAUUUAAGGAAUAUGUCUCAGCCUGAACAACGAAGAGAAUCUUCUUUGAAAUAUCAAACUAGAUGUGUACGCUGUUACCCUAAUGGAACAGGUUAUGCACUUAGUUCUGUGGAGGGUCGUGUUGCUAUGGAAUUUUUUGAUCUUACCGAGGCAGGUCAAUCCAAGAAGUAUGCAUUUAAGUGUCAUAGGAAGUCGGAAGCUGGGAGAGACAUUGUGUAUCCUGUAAAUGCUAUCGCCUUUCACCCAGUGUAUGGGACAUUUGCAACGGGUGGUUGUGAUGGCUUUGUAAAUGUGUGGGAUGGAAAUAACAAGAAGAGGCUAUACCAGUACCCAAAGUACCCGACAACUGUUGCUGCCUUAUCUUUCAGCAGAGAUGGCCGUUUGUUGGCAGUGGCAUCAAGCUACACAUAUGAAGAGGGAGAGAAACCUCAUGAACCAGAUGCCAUAUUUGUGCGUAGUGUGAAUGAGGUUGAAGUGAAGCCGAAGCCUAAAGCCUACCCAAAUCCUGCUUCGUGAGCGGUAAUUGGAGCAUAGGUUUAGUUUGAAAUGUACAAGGACUGUAUUGUAUUUUCUAUAGUAGAAGACCGUUAUUAAGUGCAUUCAAGUCCGCGGUGUUUAUAAAGUUCUACCUGUAUUGUGGUCAUAAUGGUUUGAAUUCUACCACCUCAGGGUGAGAAAUGACUUAAACUCGGUGUGACUUUGCUUCUUUGCUUUCUGGUUUUUGAAACGCUGGUAUUGAUUGAAUUAUAAAUAUUUCUAUCUUUGAAA
Molecule: messenger RNA, 1388 nt
Organism: Erigeron canadensis
Lineage: Eukaryota; Viridiplantae; Streptophyta; Magnoliopsida; Asterales; Asteraceae
Product: mitotic checkpoint protein BUB3.1-like
Exons: 8
Coding region: 111-1136 (341 amino acids)
Biological process (GO): mitotic spindle assembly checkpoint signaling
Cellular component (GO): phragmoplast; mitotic checkpoint complex; bub1-bub3 complex
Molecular function (GO): ubiquitin binding
Source: RefSeq, a predicted model, not a curated record